Messenger RNA from Caenorhabditis remanei, 1800 nucleotides. RefSeq lists its product as uncharacterized. Gene Ontology annotation, molecular function: voltage-gated potassium channel activity. Lineage: Eukaryota; Metazoa; Nematoda; Chromadorea; Rhabditida; Rhabditidae. The record is from RefSeq and is a predicted model, not a curated record. Gene Ontology annotation, biological process: potassium ion transport; transmembrane transport. Gene Ontology annotation, cellular component: membrane. Bases 1 to 1800 code for a protein of 599 amino acids. The transcript has 13 exons.
AUGCAGUCUCUGACCAUCGAAGACCCCGAGGAUUCGGAAACUGAGGCCUCAGUUUCUGAUAAAAUUCGCAGAAGAUCUACUAUCAAUUUAGGAAACCAACGACAACGGAAUGUCCGCCGAAUCCGGUUGAAAGUAUAUAAUUUCCUUGAAAAACCAUUGAACGCGGCGUCAGCACCAUAUCAUUUUUGUCGUAUAUACUAUUUAUUCCACACCGUAACUCUUAUCGAUAUUCUCAUCAUCCCCGCCACCAUUCUUCUCCUAGUUUUCAAGGGACAUGACGUCGACGGUUCCACUCUGGAUACAUUGCGUUUUAUCCAGAUUUUACGACUUUUCCAUGUGGACCGCCAAAUGGCUACAUGGAAAUUGCUCAGGAAAAUGAUUAUACUUGGAAAAUGGCAGCUCAUGGCAACGUAUUAUAUAACUCUUGUUGUUGGAUUGAGCCUAGCCACUAUCGUCUAUUCCACUGAAGCAAUGGCUCAAGGAAUUGAGGACAACGGCUAUAGUCUGAAGGUUCCUGAGGGAGUUAACGCCACAUUCCCUUCAAUGGCUCACUCCUGGUGGUUCACUGCAGUUACUGUCCUUACCGUUGGCUAUGGAGAUAUCUCACCAGUUGGUGCUCUCACCAAAUUUUUGGUCUGCGUCUUGGGAUUCAUUGCGUUCUGCACAUUUCAAGCAGCUAAUACUCAGAUCUCUGUUGGUCUGACGCUUAUGAUGGAGGAAGAGAACAAGAACCAACAAACGAAUCGGUUGAGAAAUCUAGCUGCCUCUACUAUCCAAUGUUGGUGGAGGUAUCAUCUCGCCACUAACUGGAAACCGCCACGUCGUUAUGCUUACUUCGUUCAUGUUUGCUACAAACUAUAUGUUACCGAAGAACGAAUUAACCAAAACCGAGUGCUCGCGAACAAGUUGAGAGAAAAGUUGGAGAAACGGCGCCCUAUCAAGAAAAAAUCCAUCACGCAUCAGAACUCCGUCACGGCUGAAUUAUUGAAGUUCGGGUUGAAGGGGAUGGCAAGACCGAUGUUGGAGAAACAGGACAGUUUUGAUAAAGUUGAACGAAAACACUCUCUGAGGAGAACUCGAAGUGAAGAUCGUCGUUCCAGUCUUCCAGAUGCCCUUGCCGUUGUUGACCCAGCCAUACGUAAACGAGUUUUGUUUGCCGAGGCACGUAACAGUUCAGUGGAGACCUCCAUGUCCUCUUCUUGUGACGUUUCCGAAUUAGAGACGCAAUUUGAAAUCAAGAACUUUCUCGAGCAGAAUGUAGACGAGCUCAGCUCCAAAGAAGUCGAUAUCAGUUUGCUUAUCAAAUAUCGCCCACUUCUCCGUUUCUACUACUUUGUGAUGUUCCGUUUUGUUAUGAGCAAGUUUCAUAACCAAAGAAUCGCUGGACAACUCCUGAUGAUUGAAGCGGAAAUCGCCGAGCGCGAGAAUCAGCGCAAUCAAAAGAUGAAGGAGUUGGAGGCUUCUAUCCUAGAGCUCACCGGAAAACCAACGGUCUCACCGUUUGAUGACUCCGGAGAGAAGCUUUCAAUCAUCCAACGCAUGGAGUUCUGCGAGCGAAGAAUGGAAGAGUUGGAACGUAAGACCGAUGCAAUCAACGAAAUCACUAUCAAGUGUUUGAACUUGAUGUUAAUCGAGCAGGAAAUCAUCAAAGCAAAAAAAGACGAGUCAACUCUCCCACCAAAGCCACCAAGCGCUGCCAACAAGCGUCCGAAGUCCGCGGGUCCAAGACGGCAAGUCACCAUCGUCGAUCAGUACGACACAUUGGAUGAUUGCGAAACGACCAGUUUGGACAGAGUCUAA